Messenger RNA from Botrytis cinerea B05.10, 2769 nucleotides. RefSeq lists its product as hypothetical. The record is from RefSeq and is a predicted model, not a curated record. NCBI's taxonomy places the organism in Eukaryota, Fungi, Ascomycota, Leotiomycetes, Helotiales, Sclerotiniaceae. Bases 1003 to 2634 code for a protein of 543 amino acids. The transcript has a single exon.
UCCCUCCCCUCUCCUCCAUGUUCGCGGCGUUGCUCGUCUCCAAACUAUUCUUGGUCCGGGAUUUUGUAGGGCUGGCCGAUUAGACACAUUGACACGCGGUGCAGGCCAAUUAGGUAAGAGAUUGAGAAAUACGUUCUUGUGAAUUGCCCUUUCGCCUCGUUUAUAUUCAAUUAAUGCGCGACGGCAUCGGUAGUUAAUUUCACCCAAGAGUGGAGAUCCUUCCGACGCUUUUCCUCAAGGGAACGCGCAUUUUCAUGGUCCGGAGACGAAAUUAUAUAUUCAGGGAGUUUGAUUGAGUAAGAUUACCUCCGAUUAGCAGAUUAGACAGCGUGGCAACAUGUUCAUGAGCGGGCGUGGAUACCAGGGAGGCGUUUCCAUCUCCAUGUCGAUGGUUCUUCUUGUUCCUCUUCAUGUACUCUGUCCGUACGCACUUCUUCGUGGAACAACACAGACACAGACAUAGACACAGACAGACACAGACAUUACAGCAAGUAAGACAUUCAAGUCAACCCUCUUCACGCUCGGAACUUCACACUAUCUAAUCUUGACAUCCUCUUUCUUUCUCUCUUUCUUUCUUCCCUCCUUCACUUCAUUCGCUACAUUGCAUUGUAAGAUCUGACCAGAACGAUCGAAUCCCGAUUCCUGCAAACCUAGGCUUAUUAAGAACGCUUUGGGCAGCCUUGCAGUUCUGUGUAUAUUUUUAAAAGUUCACUUCACUUGUUUCAAACGCGGAACCCUGCAAUUUCUCCUUAACACCGAGGAAAUUAUUUGAUACUCAGAAGGUCUUGCUAUUGUACCGGCCGGCAUUAGGUUAUUCAUACCGUGUUGCUUUGAGAUCUUUGCUUUGAAAACUCCUCUUCUUGAAGGGACAAGAAUUCCGAGGAUUCCAAGGCUGUGUCAAGUGAAUCAUCUUCGACCGUUAAUAAUAUCACAUUGGGUUCAAGGCUUACAAGGUCAUCUGCAAUACACGUUCCUGAAACUUACAUUACAGAACAAGCAAACAUGGAGACAGCCGAAGAAUACACCGGACGACCCUCCUUCACCAGAAGAUCACCAUCUCCAACUGGAAGGCCUUCACCCGCGAUAGGAGCAACCGGGGAUUCCGCUCGAUGCGUUUCGACAGCCUCCGAAGGCUCGGUCUUCUCUGGCAGAUCAAGUGCUAUGAGCCGUGCGUCUGAGCAAAGUUCGGUCGGAAGCUCGGUUUCUCGAUCUUCGUCUGCGAGUUAUGGAACUAGAACCUCUAUGGCAGGGCAGGAAAAGCCGAAACGACGCGGUUAUGUUCGACCACAAGGAACCAAUUUCGCAAAGUCGGCACAAUCGAGAGAGAGCGUCUUGAGCUUGGGAAGCAUAGCACAUUUACAGUAUUACUUCGCCCGAACUGGUCUAUUGGACGGGAAAGGUGGGCGAUUAAUGAAGAAGAGGAAGGAUGGUAGAGAGACUCUGGAUUUAUCGGUCUUGGACACGUCAUUCCUCGUACCUGGCUCGGGGUCUGAUGCGGACUCGUCAUAUGCUUCUACGGCUAGCAGCCCAGAGCUCUCUGCUCAAUUUGGCGGUAUGCUGGCGGACAGUCCUAUUCACGACUAUAACGAGGAUGUAGAUGAAUAUUUUAGCGGCGAAGAAGACGACAAUCCUUUACACAUGCUCCCUCCGACAGCAAGUACCUAUAUUCAUCGCGAGAAAGUCGUUGCACCUCCCCCAACUCUGAAUCAGCUUAGGCAGGAGUUGGUGGAUGCCCUCAAUAAUGCUACUGCGGCCUUAGAAGACGCAAAGCAUGCAAGAACUCCCCCAGCCUCUCCCCUACCCACAUCCAAAGCCGAAAAUACAAAUUCCGCAACCCCCGAUGCUAAGCAGAAAGGUUGGUUUGAGGUACAGGGUAUGAAUAUGCUGGAUAUUAUGACUCUCGCUAUUCGUGCGGCAAAAAUGUAUUAUACCGCUCAUGAACAUCCCGAACGCCUCCUAGCAAUCAAAUCGGAAAGAGAAAUCCGAGGAGAGUUGUUAUCUGUCCUGGAGGUUUUAAAACGUAUGGCUACUCGAGGAUUCGCCAACGGAAUACGCACAGAAGAAAGAGAAACGAUGGAUAACUGGGUUGACGGCGUACGUAAUAUGCUUAGACAGGAGAAAGUCCUGGAGCAAGAAGAGCGAAAAUUAAUAGCGAGUUGGACCUGGCUUCAUGCCGAUGGUUGGGCAGGAAAGGAGAUCGAAAGAGAGUAUGCAUUUUUAAAAUCUAUGGAUCCAGAACCCGAUACCCUGCCACCACUAUCAUUAGUGGACGAUGUAAAAGAUGACAGUCUCCUCCCUACACCAUUUCUCGCGGAAAUGAAAACUGGCCUAAGAUUAGUGAAGCUUCAUAAUGCAGCAGUCAAGAAAAGCAAAAGACCAUUUGGAGCGAUAUCUACGUUCCAUACUGAAUUUAACAAGCCAUAUCGAUCAGCCGAGAACCUUCGAUUCUGGGUCAAGGCUGCCGAGUUAAGAUGGGAAGCAGAUGUCAAAUUUGAUGUUAUGGGAGUAGUAAAUAGCGAAGACCGUGAUGCAUGGGAGGGAUUCGAAGAAGUAAUUUGGAAAUGGUGUCGAAUGGUUAGGGAAGAAUUAUCGGAAGAGCUCAAGAGACCAAGAAAGAUGUCUAUUAAGGUCUAAUUGUAAUGGACCAAUCAACCGAUUUUUGUUAUGAGUUUUUAUCUUCAUGUGUUUUCACGCUAAGGCUAGGGAGGGAAAGAGAUAGUUCUCUCUUGCAUACCAAUAUUUUAUUGCACAUAAUUAGGGUGGACUUUA